Molecule: messenger RNA, 363 nt
Organism: Prunus armeniaca (apricot)
Lineage: Eukaryota; Viridiplantae; Streptophyta; Magnoliopsida; Rosales; Rosaceae
Source: the annotation of a GenBank genome assembly
AUGGAAGAAGAAUUAGCAAAUACGUUGUUGGAAGCUGAUCAAGAACUUGAUGAUGAUCUUGAACCAACCAUUGACUUCAAGUUCUUGACAUCCUUCUUGGAGUCUGAUGAUGAUCAGACACUUGAUGAUGAUCAUGAAUCAACCAUUGACUACAAGCGACUCACGUCCUUCUUGAAGUUUGAUGACUCCUUCUUGACGCCAUGGAAUUGGAACCCAAACCCUAAUGCCUCUGCCUGUGACGACAGUACAUCAAGUGUGGAGACAAAGCAAGAAUGCAUCAUGUUCCAACCAUGGCUCGUUCUUUUGCGACGAGGAGGGCGUGAAGAAGACACAGAAGCCUCAUCAGUAGUCUACAAUGAGUAA